Molecule: messenger RNA, 1227 nt
Organism: Cutaneotrichosporon cavernicola
Lineage: Eukaryota; Fungi; Basidiomycota; Tremellomycetes; Trichosporonales; Trichosporonaceae
Exons: 4
Coding region: 1-1227 (408 amino acids)
Source: RefSeq, a predicted model, not a curated record
AUGGGUCUCGCCUCUGCCAUGAAACAGCGCAAUGACGCCCUCGCCACCGGCGGAGGCGGCUUCGCCUCGCCAACUGGUCCUCCCCCAGGAGCUGGAGCCUACGCGAGCCCGACAGGCCCGCCUCCUGGCGCGCAGGCCGGGUUCGCGGCGCCGACCGGCGCUCCUCCUGGCGCGCAAGGCGGGUUCGCGGCGCCCACCGGCGCUCCUCCUGGCGCGCAGGGCGGGUUCGCGGCGCCCACCGGCCCUCCUCCGGGACAUCCAGCUGGAGGCUUUGUGUCGCCAGCAGGUCCGCCUCAGGCGUACCAGGCUCCAGCGCCCGUGAAUACCGAGCCGAGCCUCGCGCAGAUCAUGAACGUCCUGAAGUACACUGUCGCUGACCAGGGUAUUCAGCCCUUCUAUCCCGCAACGCAGCAGGGGCGUCUCGAGGGAAUUGCCAACCACAUUAUCCAGACUCGCGCCGUUUCGACUCUUGCCGCCCGCUGGCGUAUCCCGGUCGAGAAGGCGCUCGAGUUUACCAAACUCGCGCUAUUUGACAUUGUGCUCUUCCUCGACGACUCAGGGUCGAUGCGUGGGUACGAGGACGGCGCGCGUAUCGAGGACCUCAAGGUCAUUGUCAACUACGUUGCGUUUGUCGCGAGCCUCUUUGAUGCGGACGGAAUCGAGGUCCGCUUCCUCAACGCGUCUACGAUCGCUAGUGGCGUCAAGAACGAGGCCGAUGUCCAGAAGCUCAUCGACGCCAACCCCUUCAAGGGCGUCACCAACCUUGGCAAGGAGAUGUGGAGCAAGGUGCUCGACCCCUUGAUCGUGCGCCCUGCGCAGAAGGGCACGCUCCAGAAGCCUGUACUCGUCAUCUCGAUCACGGACGGUGAGCCGUACCCGGAGCCGGCGGGCAAGAUCCGCGAGGUUAUCAAGGACACAAAGAAGGCGCUCAAGAAGUCACGUUACGGCGAGGACGCACUGUCGCUCCAGUUUGCGCAGGUCGGCAACGACAAGGCCGCACAGGACUUCCUCGAGAAGCUCGACAACGACAGCUCGAUCGGUGGCCUCGUCGACGUCACGUCCAACUAUGAGUGGGAGCAGGCCGAGAUCAAGCGCAAGACUGGCAAGGACCUCUCGCCCGAGGACUGGCUGCUGAAGCUCCUCUUAGGCGCUGUUGAUACCAAGUUUGAUGCUCAGGAUGGCGCGCCCAUCAAGAAGGCGGGCAAGUUUAAGAAGUUCUUUUCGUAG